Molecule: messenger RNA, 1287 nt
Organism: Drosophila ananassae
Lineage: Eukaryota; Metazoa; Arthropoda; Insecta; Diptera; Drosophilidae
Exons: 4
Coding region: 274-1236 (320 amino acids)
Source: RefSeq, a predicted model, not a curated record
AUCCAAAAACCGAAAAUCGAGACUCAGUCUUCGGUUCGAGCUCAGGCAACAACGUCGUCGCUGGUCGGUUGAGAAGAAAAGAAUCGUAGAAAUCGAGUAGAAAACGAGUAGAUUUGCCGAGUAAGCGAGAGAGCUAUAGCAGACCUCUCUGUCUCAGACACAAUCCUGAAACUGGCUGGGCUUUUUGGCCAAACUGUGCGUGAAAUUGCCAGCAACCAGAAACAAAUACAAAUUUGAAUUUAAAAUUGGAACUAAAAUAAAAGCUAUGUCAUAAUGGAGCCAAUGACCAUGCUGGUAUUGGCCUUCCAGCUGCUGGCCCUCUUCUCGAUCGCCGGCGCGCUGCUCAUCUACAUGAUCUGCAAGGUGCGGGAGGACAGAGAGGAGUCCAGUGACGAGAUGCAGUCGACUCGGAUCGUCCUAGUGACCAGUGCCGACACCGCCCUGGGCCUCCAGCUGUGCACCCAUUUGGCGAACAAGGGCUGCCGGGUGUUUGCCGGCAUGAAGGAGGUGCACGACUCGCUGCCAGCCAAGUUGCUCUGCGGCUGGAUGAAGAUCCGGGAGUAUAGCGAGGAGCCCAUUGACGGGACCAUUAUUCCGAUGCGUCUGGAUGUGACGCGGGAGGAUGUGCUGCGGGAGGCCACCGUGGCGAUGGGCGCCCACCUGAAUGUCGACGAACACGGCAUCACCGCCGUCAUCAACACCAGCGGCAGUGUGUUCCGCGGCAAGGUCGAGUCCCAGGACGUGCAGCAGUGGGAGCACAUGCUGAAGACCAAUAUCCUGGGCACGCUGCGUGUGGCCAAGGCCUUUGUGGGCUUCCUGCGUCCCACCCGCGGACGCCUCCUGUACUUGGGCGGUGGUGGUAGUAGUGGUGGCAGCGCUCUUACCGGUGGCGAGGGACUGGUGGCCUUCAAUGCCUCCCGCGUCGCUGUGGACAAGUGUGCCGAGGAGCUGCGCAAGGAGCUGCAGCCCUAUGGUGUCAGUGUGGUGGCCCUGGAUACUUGCGGCAUGACCGCCGAGUCCUUGUACAAAGCUCCAGUGGCACAGACCAUGUCCGCUACGGCCGGAGCUCCCACGCAGUACACCGCCGAUGUCCUGAGUCCCGGCGCCCUCCAACAGAUCGAGCGGGCCCUGUGGGACUUUACGCCGCAGCAACGUUAUCCGCUGAUGGGUAACAAGUACCAAUUCACGUUGCCAUGCCGCUCCUCGCUGCGGGUCUCCGCCACGCAGUCGGUUUGAAAGAUACCCUCGGAAUUAAUCACCGAACUAUUCUCUGGAGUCUACCUGUAU